Agrilus planipennis (emerald ash borer) is the source of this 2572-nucleotide messenger RNA. Its product is annotated as alpha-1,3-mannosyl-glycoprotein 2-beta-N-acetylglucosaminyltransferase. Gene Ontology annotation, molecular function: alpha-1,3-mannosylglycoprotein 2-beta-N-acetylglucosaminyltransferase activity. The coding region runs from base 116 to 1405 and encodes 429 amino acids. Gene Ontology annotation, biological process: protein N-linked glycosylation. The transcript has 8 exons. NCBI's taxonomy places the organism in Eukaryota, Metazoa, Arthropoda, Insecta, Coleoptera, Buprestidae. The record is from RefSeq and is a predicted model, not a curated record. Gene Ontology annotation, cellular component: Golgi apparatus.
UAAAAAGCCGAUAAUGAUGUAUUGAAGUAUUUAAAAAAACAUAUUUUCACAAUGUGAAGAUAACUUUACUAACAUACAAUAAUAAGCAAGUUUAUUAAUGCAAUUUUAAAAUAACAUGCGAUUUAUGAGAACUACAAUUAUAGUAUUUUUCAUUGCUUCCUGGAUAUUACUGUUUAUUUACUUAAUUCUUUUUGGACGAAUAGUAAAAACAGAUUCAAAUAACCUUGUGGCAGAAAAGCUCAAAACUCUUGAAAAUGAUAUUUAUCAACAGUUUCAAUGGAACAAAAAGAUUAUUACUUCCUUAAAAAAUGCCAUGGUUACAAUUCCUAGUAUUGAAGAAAAUGUAAUUGCAGAAGAGAAGCAGAGCUCUAAAAAAACUGUAAUUGCUGUUCUUGUAAUAGCUUGUAAUAGAGUUACCGUGAGUCGAUGCUUAGACCAACUUUUAAAGCAUAGACCUAAUUCUGAUCAAUUUCCAAUCAUUGUUAGUCAGGAUUGCGGCCAUCAAGAAACAAUGGAUACUAUUAUGAAAUAUGGUUCACAAGUAACUCUUAUUCAACAGCCAGAUCAGUCAGAUAUUGAAGUUCCUCCCAAAGAGAAGAAGUUUAAGGGUUACUUUAAAAUUGCCAGGCACUAUGGUUGGGCCCUGAAUCAAACAUUUUUCUCUUUAAACUAUGACAAUGUUGUGAUAGUAGAAGAUGAUUUAGAUAUAGCUCCAGAUUUCUUUGAAUAUUUUCUUGGUACACUUCCUCUUUUGAUUAAUGAUCCAUCUUUGUGGUGUGUUUCUGCAUGGAAUGACAAUGGGAAAAUUGGUUUAGUAAAUGAACAUACACCUGGUCUUUUGUAUAGAACUGAUUUUUUUUCGGGAUUAGGUUGGAUGUUAACAAAAUCACUUUGGAAAGAAUUGUUUGUAAAAUGGCCGAAAUCGUAUUGGGAUGAUUGGAUUCGACAACCAGAUCAAAGAAAAGGAAGAGCGUGUAUCAGACCGGAAAUAUCACGAACUAGAACAUUUGGAAAAUACGGAGUUUCUAACGGUAUGUAUUAUGAAAAGCAUUUGAAGUACAUAAAGCUGAACGAAGAAUUCGUGCCUUUCUCAAAAAUGGAUUUAAGCUACUUAAUGAAGGACGCAUAUGAUACGAAAUUUCUAAAAGACGUCAACGAUGCCCCACUUGCUACUUAUCAGCAAUUAAAGGAUAAUGAUAUCCAGUAUGAAGGAACCGUUAAAAUUGUUUAUCAUACGAAAGAAGAUUUCAAACGAACGGCAAAACUUUUGGGACUAAUGGAUGAUUUUAGAAGUGGAGUUCCAAGGACAGCGUAUCGAGGUGUUAUAACGUUUUAUUUUAACGGCAGGACCGUCUAUUUAGCGCCAAACGUUAAUUGGAUGGGAUACAACCUCUCUUGGAGUUAGCCAAAGAUUAGAUUAGGAAUUUAAUAAUUUUAAUUAAAAGGAAAGAAAGAUCAUUCCCCCUGCGAGCAGAGCAGCAGAGAAAUAGGAUUGCAGCAGGCUAGAUCUUUUUAGGAGAUUUAAGAUGUAGGUAAAGCACAAAUAUUAAUUUGAUAUUUUCAAAUGUAUAGAUAUGUAUGUAUUGCAUAUAACUUUUUACGUUUAAGUCUUAAAAUGCAUUUCAUUAAAAGGGUUCAUUUAAAAAUUUUGGUUGUUAAAGAUGGUCCAGUCACACAAAUAUGUAAUUAAAACGUACUUUCAUGUAAUUAAUUGUCUUAUGUUUAUUAUGGUGCUCCUUGUAAGUAUACAUAUAAACUUUACUGUAUAUUAUCGUCUAUCAAGUGGUUGCCUUUCUACAUGGCUAACAACGAAAUUAACUAUCGCUUAAGCUUGGUCUUUUUUCUUCUUUAUUUUUUCUUUCUUAAUCACGCAUUUAUAACAAAAAAUAAGUUACAUUUUAGUUGUAGACGAAUUAUUUUUGAAUGUAUUGGCAGAAUAAUAAACUUUUUUAUUAGGCCUAAACAAAAAUUUUUGGAUAAAAUUAAUAAAAAUAUUUCAUAUAUGGUAAUAUAUUGAGAGGUUUUUAAGCAUUAAUCUCAAAACGUGAUUGUGGACCUAAAUUAGCAAAAAACCAAUCAUAAUUGCCAAAGAAAUUAUUUAGAAAUUGAUGUAGUUUAAAUUAUUAAAAACAAAAAAUAGGAGAUUGGUGCUUUUUCUCUAUUAUAGGCAGUUAAAAAGUUGUUUGUUAAAUAUUAUAAAACAAGCCUGUAUGUACUUGUAUUUAACAGUGUAAAUAAGACUGUAUAUACAUUUAAAUCGACGCUUUUUUCUUGUAAGUAAAAAUAUUUUUUUUACAUCGUCCGUCGUCCGUUUGAUACUAAAGUUAUUGUGCAUAUGCUGUAUAUAUAUUACUACAUAACAAAUGAUCAUUUUUACUUUCUUUAUUCUUUCUUAUUUUUAUAUUAUGUAAUUGUUUUCCAUUUACAUAUAAUCCUUUGUAUUUUAAAUUUUGUAAUAUCUGUGAAAAUAUGAUCAGUGUUAGAAACUUGUGAUUAAAAAAUAACGAUUGUAUUAUUGACUGUUGGUACGUUAUUGAGGUUUAUUUUUAUUUGUAAUAAAAAAGCAACUACG